Molecule: messenger RNA, 1170 nt
Organism: Westerdykella ornata
Lineage: Eukaryota; Fungi; Ascomycota; Dothideomycetes; Pleosporales; Sporormiaceae
Product: DUF1295-domain-containing protein
Exons: 2
Coding region: 1-1170 (389 amino acids)
Cellular component (GO): membrane
Source: RefSeq, a predicted model, not a curated record
AUGCUCAUUCCCACCCUCUCCACGACCCUCCCCGUCGUCAAAUCCCUCCCCGAAUGCGCCUCCUUCAGCCAAACCGUGUCCCCCUACAUCCCACAACUCUACAAUCUCCCCCACCAACUCCUUGCCCAUUACAACGAUGUUCCGGCGCUCAAACACCUCUAUCUAACCACCAACCCGCUCAUCACGGCCUUUGCCUUUGCCAAUUUCAUCCUCGCUCCCACCGCCCUCAUAGCCGGAGAAGUCAAUAACAAUUACUCGCAAGUCGACCGCGUGUGGAGCAUCAUUCCCGUGCUAUUCAACUGCCACUAUGCACUCUGGGCGCAUUUGAACGGCCUGCCUACCACGAGGCUGGAUCAUGUCAUGGCGCUGACCAUUCUAUGGGGAGCGCGAUUGACGUUUAAUUACUGGCGCAAAGGGGGAUAUCAAAUCGGGUCCGAGGAUUACCGAUGGGUGGUGGUGAGAAAGUACGCAGGAAGGUGGAUGUUCCUAUUUAAUGUAAUCUUCAUAUCGUUCGCGCAGAGUCUCCUCCUCUUCCUCAUCACCACCCCAACCUACAUCCUCCUCCUCACCUCCCUCGUCCCCUCGUCCCCGCAAACCUCCAACCUCGACACUUACGACUCCAUCUUCUCCAAACUCAUCUUUUCCCUCAUCAUCCUCGAAACCCUCGCCGACCAAUCCCAAUGGUCCUUCCAUCGCGCCAAAUCCCACUACCAGCGCCACGCCCGCGUCGACCCAAAAUACAACUACACCCGCGACCAGCUCGACCUCGGCUUCAACACGGCCGGCCUCUUCGCCAUCUCCCGCCACCCGAAUUUCCUCGCCGAACAGGCCAUCUGGGUCUCGCUGUACCAGUGGGCGUGCUGUGCCAGCUACACGUGGGUGAAUUGGACGGUUGCGGGUGCGGCUGGAUAUUUGGCGCUGUUUCAGGGGAGUACGGCCUUCACGGAGAUGAUCACCAGGGGCAAGUAUCCGAUGUAUGCCGUUUAUCAGCGGAGGGUGGGCAAGUUUUUGCCAUGGGGGCGGACGAGGGGGAUGGGGGAGCCGCUGAACAAGGAGGAGAAGAGGGUGCUCGAGGAGGCGGAGAGGAAGAUUGAGGCGCAGCGCCAGAGGGAGAAGGAAAGUGAAGGUGGAAAGGUUGGGAAGGGAAAUGGGAAGGAAAGAAGGAAAUGA